AUGGUUUUGAAGGGCGGAAUCAGAAGCGAGCAAUACUCAUGGACGGAGGAGUGGUAUGAAAAUAUGCCCAUCGAUCAUUUUGCUUUUGCUGACAAUCGUACUUUUAAGCUCAGGUAUUUGAUUAAUCUGGAUUUUUUCACCGAGCACGGGCCAAUAUUAUUUUACACUGGAAAUGAAGGGAACAUUGAAGGAUUUGCAGCAAAUACGGGUUUUAUGUGGGAUCUGGCUCCUGAGCUUUCUGCAGCUGUUGUUUUUGCUGAACAUAGGUAUUACGGUAAAACUCAACCAUUUGGAAACAAAAGUUAUUCUAGUGCUAGCAAUCUGGGUUACCUUUCUUCUGAACAGGCGUUGGCAGAUUUUGCUCUUCUUAUCAAAUUUUUGAAACAAGAAAGAUUGGUCGGGGCUUCGAAAUCAGCUGUCAUAGCGUUUGGUGGCUCUUAUGGUGGUAUGUUAGCCGCAUGGUUACGGAUUAAAUACCCUCACGUGGUUGAUGGGUCAUUAGCAGCUAGUGCGCCUGUUUUUUGGUUCUUAAACACUUCUGUGCCAGAGGACAUAUACGACCAUAUAGUUUCUAGAUCUUUCCAAGUAUUCGGUUGCGUUCCGAGCCAUAUAAUCCACUCAUGGAGUGCACUGAGGAACUUAGCAAAAGAUGAAAGUGGCAGAAAGUAUAUCAAUAAUUUGUUCCACUUGGACCCAAAGUCUCUGCUUAAUGAUGAAAAUGACGUCAAUUUCUUGACCAACUUUAUAAGAGAAGCUUUUGAGUCGAUGGCUAUGGUCAAUUACCCAUAUCCGACCGAAUUCCUAGCUCCUCUUCCGGGAUGGCCAGUUAAGGUCGCUUGCCAGUUUUUUAAUUCUUCCGAACAACGGUCGGAUAAGCAGCUGUCCGAAGAUUUAUAUGGAUUUAUCAAUUUGUAUUACAAUUACACCGGGACCAAAGCGACUUUGUGUGCCAAUCCGAGAAAUUGCGAAGAUUCUGCUUAUUCUGCUUUAGGAGAUCCACUUGGUUGGCCUUGGCAGACGUGUACAGAGAUGGUUAUGCAAAUGUGUGCAAGUGGACCACCAAAUGACUUCUUCUGGAAGGAUUGUCCGUUCACCACUAAAGGUGCUAUCGAAACUUGUAACGAGAUAUUUGGUAAAAUUGGAUACUCUAGUUCCUUACAUCGACCAGAUUGGGUAAUUUUGAAUUACGGUAACAGAUAUCCUACAGCUUCCAAUAUAGUGUUCAGCAAUGGUUUCUUGGACCCAUGGUCUGGAGGAGGCUGGUCUUUGAAACCAAAAAUUACUGGAUCAGUUGUCAGCAUCAUUAUCAAAGACGGUGCUCAUCAUUAUGACCUGCGAGGUUCUCAUCCAGAAGAUACCAACGCAGUUAGAGAAGCGCGUAGUUUAGAGAAGGUAUACAUUAAGAAGUGGAUAAAACAAACUCGCUCAAAAUUUAGGAAGCUUCGGAAAUUGAGAAUCACUCGAAAGUAUUUCUAUUACGAGAGUAGUUUUCGAGAAGACAAGCCAGAAAAGUUUGAUCAACCGUUGUUCCUCUACAUUGGUGGUCAAGAAAACAUUAAAUCUUACUUAAAACAAAGGGGAUUUGUCUUUGAAAUGGCAAAAUAUUUUUCUGGGACUGCAGUUUUCCUACAGCAUCGGAACUAUGUAGAACAGCCUCAGCCUUCUCAGAAUGAGACCACCGAGGAGAGUCCUGAUCUUCGAUAUUUAAAAAUAACACAGGUGCUUGGUGAUAUUGCUGAAUUUUUAAAAGUCUAUAAAACAAAAUAUCUGUUGUCAGAAACGGCUCCAGUUAUAGCUGUUGGUGACUUUUAUGGUGGAGCAUUGGCGGCAUUUAUGAGGAUGAAAUAUCCCCAUAUUGUUCGUGGCGCCUUGGCAUCAUCUGUUCCGCUGAUGUACUUCGCUGGAGGAAACGUAACUAAGGAUGCAUUUUCAAAACGUGUAACAGAAAUUUAUAAAAAUUAUAAUUGUUCGUCUAAAGCUGUAAGUGAAGGAUUUAAAUGGGUGGAUAUUCUUUCUGAAGAAGGUAACUUUACAAAGUUGAAUGAAGUGUUUCAUCUGCGCACCAACUUUACUUUGAUUAACAAAACAGACAAGCAGUAUUUGGUUAAGUUUAUUCGGGAAGCUCUAGAACAAAUGGCAGUUCUCAAUUACCCGUACAAAACAGAAAAUAAUACAGCUUUUCCUGUCCAAAAAGCGUGCGAGCAUUUGGUUUUCAACUCUGCUAAUCCGGACAAAAUUUUAAGAAACCUUUAUAGUGCCAUUGCUAUUUAUUAUGGCGAAACGACUGACCACUGUAUAAAGCCGGAAUGCGGUGAUAAUAUUGCUUCUAAAUUACCGCGCUCAACGGCAUUAACUUGGCAGCAAUGCACAGAGUGGAUUAUACAAAAAUGUGCGCUGGGUGAUGUGGAUGACUUUAUUCCAAGUGAAUGUAAUGAAUGUGGCCUGUUGAACUCGGCAGAAAAAACAUGUGAGGAGAGCUUGGAGAGUAAAAACUAUACUCGUGACAUGUACAAUGUUAAGGCUAUUGCAGACCAGUUUGGUUUCGACUACUCAUCAUACAGCAACAUUAUUUUCACCAAUGGUGCCUUAGAUCCAUGGGCAACUGGUGGUGUAACAAAUUCAUCCCUUGGUGAAGAUCCUUGGAUGAGAGGCCUUUAUUCGUUUUUAAUACCAAAUAGUGCUCAUGCUAUGGAUCUACGACAACCGAUGACAUGUGACCCGCCAGCUCUUAAGUCUGUUCGAGAAAAGAUCAUUAAAAUCAUCAUUCCAAGAAUGAUUAAUGGAACAGGAUUUCAAAAAAUUGAAAUAUCAGAAUCUGAAGCUUGGAACGUUAGCAACUGUAAUGUUGAUAAACAUCCCUGGAAAGAUACUCCAUUGGUAACUGAAAAUAUAAGCACAACUAUUGCUGAAGAGGAUACGACGUCAGGUUCAGUUUCAACAUUUUCAAAAACAUCCACACAGACCUCAGAGGUUACCAAGUCUAGUUGCAACAAGGAAAAAACGAUUUUAUAUGCAAUGGCUAUUUUGUUACCAAUUAUAUAUAGUUGCUACUAAUU
Molecule: messenger RNA, 3056 nt
Organism: Enterobius vermicularis (human pinworm)
Lineage: Eukaryota; Metazoa; Nematoda; Chromadorea; Rhabditida; Oxyuridae
Source: the annotation of a GenBank genome assembly